Carcharodon carcharias (great white shark) is the source of this 1530-nucleotide messenger RNA. It is a transcript of the gene cyp17a1, whose product is annotated as steroid 17-alpha-hydroxylase/17,20 lyase. Gene Ontology annotation, molecular function: heme binding; iron ion binding; steroid 17-alpha-monooxygenase activity. The record is from RefSeq and is a predicted model, not a curated record. Gene Ontology annotation, biological process: progesterone metabolic process; hormone biosynthetic process. The coding region runs from base 1 to 1530 and encodes 509 amino acids. Lineage: Eukaryota; Metazoa; Chordata; Chondrichthyes; Lamniformes; Lamnidae. The transcript is spliced from 8 exons.
AUGAUUCUCUUGCUGUCUGCUCUGGUCCUUAUUGUGGCCUUUAUGAUCUUCUCUUUGACUGGUCUUAUUCAGAGCAAGCCGAAAGGAAGCAAACUUCCAAAGAGCUUGCCAUCAUUCCCGUUAAUCGGAAGCCUGUUGAGCCUAUGGAGUAAUCUCCCUCCUCACCUACUCUUCCUGAAACUCCAAAAAACUUACGGGAAUAUCUUUUCCCUGAUGAUGGGUUCACACUAUGUGGUGGUGAUCAACAGCUAUCAACAUGCCAAGGAAGUCCUGUUGAAAAAGGGAAAAAUCUUUGCUGGCAGACCCAGUACGGUGACUACAGACCUGCUGUCCAGAAAUGGGAAGGAUAUUGCAUUUGGAAGCUACUGCCCAGGCUGGAAGUUUCACAGGAAGCUUAUUCAUUCAUCUAUCUCUCUGAUUGGUGAUAAAUCAGCAGCUCUUGAGAAAAUGAUUUGCAAAGGAAUUGGAUCAGCAUGCUGUACAUUUGAAGACUUUCUUGACUCACCGCUGGACAUCAUGCCUGAGGUGAAGCGAAUAGUCAUCAAUAUAACCUGCUGGCUCUGUUUCAACUCAAAAUAUGAGAGUGAUGACCCAGAGUUUCAGGAAGUGCUGGAGUACACCCAAGGCAUUGUGGACACUGUGGGAAAGGAUAGCUUAAUAGACAUCUUCCCCUGGCUCCAGAUAUUUCCCAAUGAAGAACUCCAUACUCUGAAGCAAUGCAUUGCAAGACGAGACAAUAUUCUUCAAAAGCAAUUUGAAAAGCACAAGGCAAAUUACAGCAGUGACUCUAUACAUGAUUUGUUUGACAUUUUGCUAAAAGCCAAGAUGAAUGCAGAGAAUAACAACAAUUCAGCGUAUGAGGAGAGACUGACAGAUGACCACUUGCUUAUGUCAGUGGCAGACAUAUUUGGGGCCGGGACUGAGACCACCAGCACUACGAUUGCUUGGAUGAUUGUUUACCUGCUCCACCAUCCUGAGAUUCAGAAGAAAAUACAAGAGGAGAUCGAUAGCAACGUUGGAUUUGAAAGGACUCCUCAAUUGAGUGAUAAAGGCAACUUGCAUUUUCUCAGUGCAACUAUCAGUGAAGUCCUACGGAUCCAACCAGUAUCACCUCUCCUAAUUCCACACGUGGCUUUGGAAGAUUCCAGCAUUGGUGAGUACACAAUCCCCAAAGAAACUCGUGUAAUCAUCAACCUCUGGGCAAUUCAUCAUGAUGAGGAGGAGUGGAAGAAUCCAGAUGCCUUUGAUCCAGGCCGGUUCUUGGACAAGGAUGGCAAAUAUGUCCACUCACCUUCGGGUAGCUACUUGCCUUUCGGGGCUGGUGUCAGGGCCUGUCUUGGAGAGAUGCUGGCAAAGAUGGAAAUCUUUCUCUUCUCGUCUUGGUUUUUACAACGCUUCACUGCCGAAGUCCCCCGAGGUCAACCCCUGCCAAGCUUGUUGGGGAAAUUUGGGAUCAUUGUUCAGCCACCGAAGUUUGAGGUGCAGCUCAAAUUCAGGAAGGCAUGGAAAAAUCGCGGGCAAUGCAGCUGA